GACAUCUCCAUAUAUCUAAUCCUAGCUGAGUUUAUACGUCAAUAAACAAGGAUAGCCGCACUAGUUGAUGCAGUGUUGAGGUGUUUUGACACACUGCUGGAUGACUGAAGAUUUAAGACCUGCUCUGUUGUUUUUAUCUCUGACUGUUUAAAUCUGAGAUUCUCCUUCAGCAGUCCUGAUGGAGAGGAUUAGAUCUAAUGGAGGAGAACAUGUGAACGCCGCGUAUGACGCCACCCUGGAUGAACCUCCCAACUAUGAGGAGACCAACUUCUCUAACGGGGAGCACCGCACCGUCAGGCCCUCGGUGGUCAGUGCCUUUGGGCAUGACACACUGGAUCGGGUGCCCAACAUCGACUUCUACCGGAAUCCAGGCAGCAUAAGUGGUCACCGGGCUGUGCGACCAUCCCUGCAGGAGCUGCAUGACGUGUUUCAGAAAAAUGGAGCCAUCUCUGUCCCAGACACUGUGGAGGACGAUGGUGAGGGCAGCAGCGGGACCCCCUCUGAAGACCUGGAGUCUGCCAUUCCCAUCGACAAUAAAAACAAAGGAUCAGUAAAGUUUGGCUGGAUAAGAGGAGUCCUGGUGAGAUGCAUGCUGAACAUCUGGGGUGUCAUGUUGUUCAUCCGUCUGUCCUGGGUUUUUGGUCAGGCAGGCUGGGGUCUUGGAAUUGUGGUCAUCGCUCUCAGCUGUGUGGUCACAGUCAUCACCGGCCUUUCAAUGUCGGCCAUUUGCACUAACGGUGUUGUCAGAGGAGGAGGAGCAUACUACUUGAUAUCUCGAAGUUUGGGGCCAGAGUUUGGUGGCUCCAUCGGCCUCAUUUUCGCCUUCGCCAAUGCAUUGGCUGUUGCCAUGUAUGUGGUGGGAUUCGCCGAGACUGUGGUGGAGCUGCUUCAGGACCAUGAUGCACUGAUGGUGGAUACAUUAAAUGACACCAGAAUCAUUGGCUGUAUCACAGUCGUGCUGCUGUUGGGAAUAUCAGUGGCUGGGAUGGAGUGGGAGGCCAAGGCACAGAUUGUCCUGCUCAUCAUCUUGCUGGUUGCCAUUGUGAACGUAUUUGUAGGAACAUUCCUGCCUCCAACAGACACUAAAAAAACCCAAGGCUUCUUCGGUUAUCAAUCAAGUAUCUUCUUGGAGAAUUUUCCUCCAGCAUUUAGAGACGGGGAGACUUUCUUUUCCGUGUUUGCUAUCUUUUUCCCUGCUGCGACCGGGAUCCUGGCUGGAGCCAACAUCUCAGGCGACUUGAAGGAUGCGCAGUCAGCCUUACCUAAAGGUACCUUGCUGGCCAUCUUGAUUACUGGUAUCACCUACCUGGCUGUGGCUAUGUGUGUCUCUGCCACUGUUGUCCGUGAUGCCACUGGAAACAUAACUGACGCCAUCACUACUGCGAUAAGUUGUAAUGGUUCUGCUGCAUGCGAACUUGGCUUUGACUUCUCCGUCUGUGCAGUGAAAGAAUGCAAAUAUGGCUUGAUGAACAGUUUCCAGGUCAUGACCAUGGUUUCUGGGUUUGGUCCUCUCAUCAUUGCUGGAACUUUUUCAGCCACACUUUCAUCUGCCUUGGCUUCACUUGUCAGUGCUCCCAAAGUCUUCCAGGCACUGUGCAGAGACAACAUCUACAAAGCUCUGCACUUCUUUGCAAAGGGAGUCGGCAAGAAUGACGAGCCAAUCCGUGGCUACGUCCUCACAUUCGUCAUCUCUGUGGCCUUCAUCCUCAUUGGUAACCUCAACACCAUUGCUCCCAUCAUCUCAAACUUCUUCCUGGCAUCUUAUGCUCUCAUCAACUUCUCUUGCUUCCAUGCAUCCUACGCAAAGUCCCCAGGUUGGCGACCUGCAUAUAAAUACUACAACAUGUGGCUGUCUCUGCUGGGUGCACUGCUCUGCUGUGCUGUUAUGUUUGUUAUCAACUGGUGGGCUGCUCUCCUCACAUACAUCAUUGAAAUCCUCCUCUACAUCUACGUGACGGUCAAGAAGCCAGAUGUGAACUGGGGUUCAUCCACUCAGGCUGUGACUUUUGUGAGCGCGGUCAGCAACGCUUUGUCUCUGUCUGGAGUCGACAAUCACGUCAAGAACUUCAGGCCGCAGAUCUUAGCACUGGCAGGUGCAGCACGGACCAGACCCGCUCUCCUGGACCUGGCUAACUCCUUCACUAAGACCUAUGGACUCUGUAUCACCUGUGAAAUCUUCGUGGGUCCCAGAUCUGAGGCCCUUGAUGAAAUGAACGCCGGCAUGGAGAAGAACCAGCUGUGGCUUAGGAAAAAGAAACGUAAAGCGUUUUAUGCUGCUGUGGCCUGUGAUGAAUUCAGACAAGGAGCUGAGAGUCUUCUGCAGGCUUCUGGUCUUGGGCGAAUGAAGCCAAACACAUUGAUGAUCGGGUUCAAGGGGAACUGGAGGACAGCAGGCACAGACGGAGUGCAGAGCUAUGUGGGAAUAUUGCAUGAUGCAUUUGACUUUGAGUACGGGACGGUGAUGCUCAGGAUAAAGGAAGGGCUUGAUGUGUCACACAUUGUCGAGGCAGCAGAUGAGACUCUGAAGGCAGAGAAGGAGCAGCGAGCGCUGGAUAAAGAGAUGAUGCGGAACGGAGGCAAAUCCAAAGGACUCUUCAGGAAGUCAAGGCAAUCAUCGCAACAAGUGCUCACGACCAGAGUGUCGGUGUGUGCCCCUCCGCCCUUGGAGGUAGCCAUGAUGAAUGAGAGGCUGGUGGUGGCCAGCGAGCAGUUCAAGAAGAAACAGCCCAAAGGCACCAUUGAUGUGUGGUGGAUGUUUGAUGAUGGAGGCCUUACCCUGCUGCUCCCGUACAUCCUCACCACCAGGAAGAAGUGGAAAGACUGUGACUUAAGGAUCUUCAUUGCAGGCCAGCCAGGACAAACUGAAAAGGACAAACAGGAGAUGACAUCUCUGCUGCAUAAAUUCAGAAUUAACUGCUCUGACAUCAGUGUUAUUGAUGACAUCCACAUCCAGCCGCGCUCUGAAAGCUUGAAGAAGUUAGAUGACAUGAUCGAGCCUUUCCGCCUGCACGAGGGCUCCAAAGACUACAGUGAGGCUGAGGAAAUGAAGAAAAGGUAUCCCUGGAAAAUCACUGAUGAAGAGCUCAGCAGCUUUGAGGAAAAGACAAACCUGCAGAUACGACUGAACGAAGUGAUUCAGGAAAACUCCAAAUCAGCCAAUCUCAUCAUUGUGAGCAUGCCCAUCGCUCGCAAAGGAUCGGUCUCUGAUUUCCUCUACAUGGCCUGGCUAGACAUUCUGACAAAGGACCUCCCACCCACCCUGCUCAUCAGAGGAAACCACAAGAGUGUGCUCACCUUCUACUCUUAAGCACCCUGCAGGUUAAACAGAGGACAGCAUGUGGAUAUAGAGGAAAAUGAUACUACCAUAAUACUGGACUAUGGUCAUAAAGCACAUAAAGAAUGCAAGAACCCUGGAUAAUGUUGUUCAGUCCUUCAGACAAACAUGAUGGUACAAGAAUCUUUAGUCCAUUCCUGAAGCCAGUGGUCUCAUUCCAGUUGUACAAAAAAUGAGAAAAAAGAUAGUAUUAGAAAAGUAGUAAAGUGGUGAGCUUUGACAGCUGCAGUACAAAUUCUUUUCAGUCACAGCCUGCUAGCAUUUGACUAUUAUCACAUAUUUGAUCUUUUUGUCUGUUAUGUGUAAACUAAGCUGCCUUCAAAGCUCUCAAUGACUGCUGCAAAUGAAGAACAAGUGAAGCCUUAACAAGAAAUAAACCUAUUCCUAGCAGAGAAGUGAAGUGCUUAUGUUGAACAGUCUAAAUGUGAAUUAAGCAGAGAAGGCAAGCUGUUUGCUACAGUGAGCUACUUUGGAAAAAACUGUGAAAUACUCAGCUAUUUGAGUAGAAUUAUAGCAAAUGCACAGUGUUGGGUUUAGAACAAAAAUCUUCCAAGCUUGGUCAGAUGAGUCACAUUGAUAAAGUCAGAAAUAUCAGGAUGCUUUGAAUAGUCACGCUGAGUGACUGUGAUUUAAUUGUAAAGUAAAUGUAAAUAGAUGAUGUCUGAAUACAACGGAGGAUAUUUUUAAGCAAGUAACCCUUUCAUAAAUGAUGACCAGCAUCUGUUCUAUGGAAAUAUGGUACAAAUGGAUUGAUUAUUUUUUUUAUCCUUUGAUAUUCACUAAGUGAAAAUACGCACACUGUUUUGAGAAGCUGUUUACCUGUUCCACGCUACACUUUUUAGAUACUUUUAUGUUAUUAUCACAGUAUACUUUAUGUUAGAGGAAAUUUUAGUGAAAUUAAAGAUUGUAAAGCUAAUUAGUCUGUAUAUUUUUGCCUUUUGUCCAUCUUUGUAUUUAAAUGUAUGA
Molecule: messenger RNA, 4300 nt
Organism: Cheilinus undulatus (humphead wrasse)
Lineage: Eukaryota; Metazoa; Chordata; Actinopteri; Labriformes; Labridae
Gene: slc12a1
Product: solute carrier family 12 member 1
Exons: 26
Coding region: 179-3307 (1042 amino acids)
Biological process (GO): potassium ion homeostasis; chloride ion homeostasis; sodium ion homeostasis
Cellular component (GO): membrane
Molecular function (GO): sodium:potassium:chloride symporter activity
Source: RefSeq, a predicted model, not a curated record